CUCCCCGGACCCCGCACUCCCUAUAUCCGGCCUCCCCGGACCCCGCACUCCCUAUAUCCGGCCUCCCCGGACCCCGCACUCCCUAUAUCCGGCCUCCCCGGACCCCGCACUCCCUAUAUCCGGCCUCCCCGGACCCCGCACUCCCUAUAUCCGGCCUCCCCGGACCCCGCACUCCCUAUAUCCGGCCUCCCCGGACCCCGCACUCCCUAUAUCCGGCCUCCCCGGACCCCGCACUCCCUAUAUCCGGCCUCCCCGGACCCCGCACUCCCUAUAUCCGGCCUCCCCGGACCCCGCACUCCCUAUAUCCGGCCUCCCCGGACCCCGCACUCCCUAUAUCCGGCCUCCCCGGACCCCGCACUCCCUAUAUCCGCUCUCCCCGGACCCCGCACUCCCUAUAUCCGCUCUCCCCGGACCCCGCACUCCCUAUAUCCGCUCUCCCCGGACCCCGCACUCCCUCUCUCCCCGGACCCUGCACUUCCUAUAUCCGCUCUCCCCGGA
Messenger RNA from Staurois parvus, 498 nucleotides. Lineage: Eukaryota; Metazoa; Chordata; Amphibia; Anura; Ranidae. The record is from the annotation of a GenBank genome assembly.